Messenger RNA from Brachypodium distachyon (stiff brome), 1883 nucleotides. Its product is annotated as cyclic dof factor 1. NCBI's taxonomy places the organism in Eukaryota, Viridiplantae, Streptophyta, Magnoliopsida, Poales, Poaceae. Gene Ontology annotation, molecular function: DNA binding; DNA-binding transcription factor activity. The record is from RefSeq and is a predicted model, not a curated record. The transcript has 2 exons. Bases 219 to 1523 code for a protein of 434 amino acids. Gene Ontology annotation, biological process: regulation of DNA-templated transcription.
CCCAAUAAUCCCAUCCACACUUGCACAACUCCCAGAGUUCGUCAGGAACAAAAAAAUCUCAGCGCCGUUUGCUUGCUUGCUUUGCCGCCUUCUGCUACUGCUAGUAGCUGUUGUCUGCGAGCGAAGCAUAGGAGAGUACUAGCUCUGGUCCAGGGGAAUCCAACAAGGAAAACUCGGCCGAGAAACAGAGCGCCGAGCGGGUAUAGGAGGAGGGAGAGAUGGGGCAGUGCAGAGCGGCGGCAGGAGGAGGAGACUGCCUGUUCAAGCUGUUCGGGAAGACCAUCCCUGUGCCGGCGGACUCCUCCGGAAGCGUCGUCGAUAAGGACCAACAGCACAGUGGCAGCAGCACGGCUGAACCAAAAGUACAGGAAAAUAUCCCUGGGGACUCCACAGGUUCACCUACACUGCCAGAGGUCGUGGACACCGACGACUCGUGUGCUGUCAAGAAGUCAUCAGCGGAUCAAGAAGAAGAACAGAGUGACACGGCCAACCAGAAGGAGAAGCUGAAGAAGCCUGACAAGAUCCUGCCCUGUCCUCGGUGUAACAGCAUGGACACCAAGUUCUGCUACUACAACAACUACAACAUCAACCAGCCACGCCACUUCUGCAAGAAAUGUCAGAGGUACUGGACGGCUGGUGGUGCCAUGCGCAAUGUCCCCGUGGGUGCAGGCCGCCGAAAGAGCAAGAGUAUAUCAGCUGCUUCCCACUUCCUUCAGAGGAUCAGGGCCACCCUGCCCGGUGAUCCUCUCUGCACCCCAAUUAAGACCAACGCCACGGUUCUCAGCUUUGGCUCCGACACAUCCACCUUAGAUCUCACAGAACAAAUGAAGCACCUAAAGGACAAGCUCAUUCCAGUAACCCAGAUCAAGAACACCGAUGACCCAUCAGUAGGGUCUUGUGCUGAAGGAUGGGCAAAAGGAGAAGAGCAGAACCAAAUGAACUCAAGGGAGGAAGUUACAGCAGAUAAAUCCACAAAUGUUGCGCAGCAUCCAUGCAUGAACGGGGGAACCAUGUGGCCAUUCAGCUGCGCACCUUCACCUGCCUAUUUCACCUCAAGUGUAGCAAUUCCGUUCUAUCCAGCUGCUGCUGCUGCUGCUUAUUGGGGCUACAUGGUUCCUGGAGCUUGGAACACUCCAUGGCCACCGCAGUCUCAAUCUCAAUCUAGCUCAUCACCUAAUGCUGCUUCUCCAGUAUCCACAAUGUCCAGUUGCUUCCAAUCACGAAAGCACCCUAGAGAUGGUGAUGAGGAAAGAGAUACCAAUAGGAAUGGCAAGGUGUGGGUGCCAAAGACGAUCCGGAUCGAUGACGCAGACGAGGUGGCCAGGAGUUCCAUCUGGUCACUGAUUGGGAUCAACGGCGACAAGGUUGGGACAGAUGAUGGCAGAGGGUGUAAGAUCACGAGGGUUUUUUAUCCAAAGGAUGAGGCAAAGACGACAACUCACAGAGUUAACAAUAGCCUCCCGUUCUUGAAGGGGAACCCAGCUGCACUGUCACGCUCAGUGACCUUCCAAGAGAGAUCUUGAGCACCAUCUAGAAAUUCUUCAUGCUGCCUUCUGCUUCUAUAAAGAACAUAUAGCAUGAUCGAGCUGAAAUUUUGUACAUUAGAGAAUUGUAAACUAGGUAAGGGGAAAUGGAGUGUACAACAAUACAACAUAGCUAUAACCUGACCCAGCAGCUGCACUAGGUAACUUGUAGAUAGCUAUUUGAGCUGGGGGAAUAUUCGGUCGGUAGUUCCCUUGUUUGUAGAUAAAUAUGAUAUAAUUACUGGAAUAUUUAGCCAAAAAUUUCUUUGUGCGACAGCAUCUACAAAAUAGGUAGCUGUGUAAAUCCAGUCUAUAAAAUCAGUCCACUGCAUCUUUGGAAAUAUGAUACUUUUGAGCACA